Molecule: messenger RNA, 2823 nt
Organism: Microthlaspi erraticum
Lineage: Eukaryota; Viridiplantae; Streptophyta; Magnoliopsida; Brassicales; Brassicaceae
Source: the annotation of a GenBank genome assembly
AUGGUAGAGAGACGGAGUCCUCUAGUUCUAUCAUCCACCAGAAGUACACUCCGUUCAGUGCUAAAUUCGUUACAACCCGUCUCUGCCGGCGGCGACCGAGUUCUGAGUAAAGAUAGGACUUCGCGCGGAUCCGAUUCGAUUCAACGGAAUGUUAGAUUGUCGGCGGGCAUUCUCCGGUGGCACCGAGACGGAGAAAAUGUUUCCGAUUCAAAAUUGGAUUCUUUUGAUGACUCUGCAUUGAUCGGACUCUCCACUCAAUUGCUCAAGAGACUAUCCAUCAACUCUGGCUCUUUGGUUGUUAUCAAGAACAUUGAGAGAGGCACUCAACGGGUUGCGCAAGUUGUUGUACUCGAUCCUCCCAAGACGACGCUAGAAGAUGCCUCCAUCGCUAUUUCGGAGUCUCUCCAUACAAUGCUUGUCUUCCCUACUUAUGAUUUGACCUUACAAGGCCCUCUCUUACUAGAUCAAGAGGUUGCUUACUUGUCCCCAAUGCUAGCUUUUAAUCUUAGCCUCCACAUAUCUUGCCUGAAGUCCCUUGUCCAUCGAGGGAACGAGGUCUUAGAGAAGUAUUUUGAAGCUAAGUUUGACGAGGAAUCGAAUGGGAAAUCUGGUGUGGAUGCAUCAACGAUUGGUUUGGAUUUGGAACCUGUCUCCGAAGUGCCAAUGUAUGCAUCGCAUCUGAGAGUUUCUUUUGUUAAAAUCCCGGAGUGUGGUACCAUUCAGUCCUUGAAAGUCAACUCCUCGUUUGAAGCUGAAGAGCGACAAGGGCUUAUCGAUUCCGCAUUGCAUAAGUAUUUUGGAGUUGAUAGACAGCUGUCAAGAGGUGAUGUGUUUCGCAUUUACAUUGAGUGGAACUGUGGUUCAAGCAUUUGUAUUCCAUGUAGUCAAAGGUUAUGCUCCAAAAGCGAGGACUUUAUAUAUUUCAAGGUUAUUGCGAUGGAACCUUCUAACGAGAGGUUUCUUCGAGUCAAUCACUCCCAAACCGCUCUCGUACUCGGAGGAACUGUCUCUUCUGGUCUUCCACCAGAUUUGCUGGUAUCAAGAUCAAAGGUUCAUAUGCCAUUGCAGGAGGAUACAGUAAAUCUUUUGGCAUCGGUGCUUUCUCCACCUCUCUGCCCAUCAGCACUCUCCUCAAAACUCAGGGUUGCUGUUUUAUUACAUGGUCAGCCAGGGUGCGGGAAGAGAACUGUUGUUAGCUAUGUUGCUAGGAGGUUGGGGCUGCAUGUAGUUGAAUAUAGCUGUCACAGUUUAUUAGCAUCAUCUGAAAGGAGUACAUCUACUGCUUUGGCCCAGACUUUUAAUAUGGCACGAAGGUAUACACCAACGAUACUUCUGCUUCGCCAUUUCGAGGUUUUUAAAAAUCUGGGGUCUCAGGAUGGCUCACAGGGUGAUCGAGUUGGCGUGGCCUCUGAAAUUGCAUCGGUUAUAAGGGAACUCACGGAGCCAGUUUCUAAUGGUGAACACAGUUCCAUGGAAGAAAACUCUGUAGAUGAAGGUGGGAAGUUUAGGGGACACCAGGUGCUGCUAAUCGCAUCUGCUGAAAGUACUGAAGGUCUCUCUCCAACAAUCAGGCGUUGCUUUAGCCAUGAAAUACGAAUGGGUUCUUUAAAUGACGAACAGAGAUCUGAGAUGCUGUCACAAUCCCUCCAAGGUGUUUCUCAACUCCUUAAUACCAGCUCAGAUGAAUUUGUGAAGGGAUUAGUAGGACAGACUUCUGGUUUCCUCCCUCGGGACUUGCGUGCUCUUGUAGCUGAUGCGGGUGCCAACUUAUUCAUUAGUCAAGAGUCCAAGACGAAGAAAAUCAACUCUGUGUCAGAUGAUCUUCAUGGAGUUGAUGUAGAGCAGGAAAGCCAAUUAGGUAAGAGUAGUGAGACAUUAACAGCUAAGGAAGACUUUACUAAAGCUUUGGACAGAUCAAAGAAGAGAAAUGCAUCAGCCCUUGGUGCUCCUAAGGUUCCGAAUGUGAAAUGGGAUGAUGUCGGUGGGCUUGAGGAUGUGAAAACAUCGAUAUUGGACACAGUUCAGUUACCUCUCCUGCACAAAGAUUUGUUUUCGUCCGGAUUGCGUAAACGUUCUGGUGUGCUUCUCUAUGGCCCCCCAGGAACAGGGAAAACUUUACUGGCAAAAGCUGUGGCGACAGAGUGUUCCUUAAAUUUCCUUAGCGUAAAAGGUCCAGAGUUGAUCAACAUGUAUAUUGGUGAGUCAGAGAAAAAUGUUCGAGAUAUUUUCGAAAAGGCGAGAUCGGCACGGCCAUGUGUCAUCUUCUUUGAUGAGCUUGAUUCUCUUGCUCCAGCUAGAGGAGCUUCUGGUGAUUCUGGAGGAGUCAUGGAUCGAGUGGUCUCUCAGAUGCUUGCAGAGAUUGAUGGACUGAGCGAUUCUUCCCAGGAUCUGUUUAUUAUAGGAGCAAGCAAUAGACCUGACCUGAUUGAUCCAGCUCUUCUACGACCUGGCAGAUUCGACAAACUUCUCUAUGUUGGAGUCAACUCUGAUGCUUCUUACAGAGAAAGGGUCCUUAAAGCACUUACUCGGAAAUUUAAGCUGAGAGAAGGCGUAUCGCUUUAUUCAGUAGCAAAGAAGUGUCCCUCUACAUUCACUGGUGCAGACAUGUAUGCAUUGUGUGCUGAUGCUUGGUUUCAGGCAGCUAAGCGGAAGGUCUUGGAUUCAGAUUCAGGGGAUUCUCUUCCAGAAGAUGAUCCUGAUUCAGUUGUUGUAGAGUAUGUCGAUUUUAUAAAGGCAAUGGAUCAGCUUUCGCCAUCACUCUCCAUAACAGAGCUUAAAAAGUAUGAGAUGCUUCGAGAUCAAUUCGAAGGCCGUUCCACCUAA